AUGGACGCCGGUCACGAUCCACGCCGAUUCGCGCUCGAUCUCCUCCGAACGUCUACGCGAUCUCAUUUUGAUGCAGGCAGUCUCCGAUGCCAGCGAACGAGGUUGGUCGAUGCGCCCGGAGGCCGAGGCUGGUCACGAUGCGUGAACAGAUUCAGCCGGAAUCGGCCCGGCCACGCUCACCCGUUUCGCCGAAACCGUCCGCGCUGGUCUCAAGUGAAAUACGUGCCAGGCGACAGCGCCGCGGCUGCUGCUCGAAGUGAUGUGCGCGAGAAUGCUGCUUCCCUUCGGCCUCCGACACCGGGGCCCGAGUACGAGGCCAGCGGCUGCGGGAAAGCUGCGCCGGUGCUCCGGCAGGCCCCACGGUCGAAGACCCUCCGUGAAUCGUGGAACACCUUGCGCAACAAGGUCGGUGAACGAACAAGGUUCUUCCGGCCUGCUGUCCGCUGCGACGGUUCACGACGUGCGUGGACAUGUUGUAGUCAUCGCUCACGGCUCGCCGAGUACACCGGUUACUCGUGC
This is a messenger RNA of Mesorhabditis spiculigera, 519 nucleotides long. The record is from the annotation of a GenBank genome assembly. Lineage: Eukaryota; Metazoa; Nematoda; Chromadorea; Rhabditida; Rhabditidae.